Molecule: messenger RNA, 1734 nt
Organism: Kwoniella mangroviensis CBS 8507
Lineage: Eukaryota; Fungi; Basidiomycota; Tremellomycetes; Tremellales; Cryptococcaceae
Exons: 9
Coding region: 1-1734 (577 amino acids)
Molecular function (GO): hydrolase activity
Source: RefSeq, a predicted model, not a curated record
AUGAUUACUCUUCCCUUCAUAUUCCUCUUUUCAUAUUUCUUCUUUUCAUCGCCAACAUACUCUAAAUCGCCUAUCGAGACUACUCAGCACUGCUCGUUCACUGGACUGGGUAUCGUAGCUAAAGGUCUAUCUACAUCCGAGGGAGCAUGUAGGUAUACAGUAAGGUAUGGAAGGGCAGAGAGAUGGGGUGAGAGCGAAUUCGCAUUGGGUGAUAUCAAGAAUCAAUCUUUCUCGGAUUUACCCCCAUCGUGUCCUCAAUCACCUGGGAGUUACGUAUCGGGCAAUGAACAAAAUGAGGAUUGCUUGCUCGCUACUGUAUAUAUCCCUCAAUCAGCUACUCUGCUUUCGAAAUUACCUGUCUUCGUAUGGUUACACGGUGGUUCCUAUAUUACUGGAUCAGCUUCUGCACCUGGUUUAGAUGGAUCGAAAUUGGCUGUCCAAGGGAAUAUCAUAGUUGUGGUCUUACAAUAUCGUCUAGGUGUACUGGGUUUCUUACCUCCUUCAUCUGCAUCAUCAUCCUCAGAUCCCAAUCUGGGUUUAAGAGAUGUCACACUCGCUCUCAAAGGCAUCCAGAAGGGAAUAGGUUUCGUAGGUGGCGAUGAAGAUAGAGUGACGAUUGGUGGACAGAGUAGUGGAGCUGGAUUGAUAAGGGCGUUGUUGGGAGUUCCAGAUGCGAAAGGAUUAUUCAGAGCUGCUAUCAUCCAAUCUGAUCCCAUGUCGUACGGUAACUCUCCAACUUCUAUCACAACCAAAUUACAAAAUGCGUUUUACAGUCAAGAACCUAUGAAUAAAUGUACAGACCUGAAAUGUCUGCAGAGUAUUCCCUCAGCUUCGAUCAUCGCUGCUCAAAACGUAUUGCUUUCGACUGCUCCGUUGAUGAUUGAGGGGUUACCCAUAUCGAUGCCCAUCCGUCCAACAUUUGGUAAUCCCACUUUACCCUCCGACCCUACAGUCUCUUUAUUCACUUCCCCCUCUGACCUACCUCUAUGGGAUAUCCCACUACUCAUCACGACAGUGGCCAACGAAGCAGGUACGGCUGUCUCCGAGAUUUUCCCCGCUCCAGUAACAUUAUCGCAAGAUAAUUAUUACGCCACGUUAGCAGCGACUAUCGGUGCCGAGAGAGCAGAGAUCCUAUCUUCAUCAAGGGAGUAUGGUCUACCGAAUGCAACGGGGUAUGGAGAAGGUGGGGAUGUCUUCAGAGAGAAGUACGAGAGAGCAGCGACGGAGGGAAUAUGGACUUGCCCCAAUAGGGAUGUUGCGGAGCAGUGGAGUAGGAACGGGGGAAAGGUAUGGGUAGGUCAAUGGAAUAAAGGGGUCACGUAUCCUUCGAAUGACAAUAAUGGGUAUUGUAAGUCGAAAGGAAGGGAUUGUCAUGAAGAUGAUAUCUAUCCUACUUUCGGUACUUCACCUGAUACAUCUGAUGGAGUGACCUCUUUAGAAGAAGACAUUCUCUCAUACUGGACAUCGUUCAUCACCACCCUCAACCCCUCUCCAUCAACUACCAAACGGGAUAAUAUCGAUUGUCGUCGAUCUCUCGGAGAAUGGUUCUCAUGGUUAUGGCCUUUCAAACGAGCCAUUGUUCCCCAGAGGAGCUCGAGCUCGAGCUCCGAGAACUGGUCGCCUUAUAUUUCAGAAGACGACGUCUUGGCUAUUGGUGGUGGGCAGAUCAGUAGGUGUCCAGAGGGAUUUUGGGGUGAGAAAGCAAAAUACGAUUGGCAAUUAAAUGGAAAGUAG